Molecule: messenger RNA, 693 nt
Organism: Bipolaris oryzae ATCC 44560
Lineage: Eukaryota; Fungi; Ascomycota; Dothideomycetes; Pleosporales; Pleosporaceae
Exons: 1
Coding region: 1-693 (230 amino acids)
Source: RefSeq, a predicted model, not a curated record
AUGGCUAGACGCCGCAGCAAGAAAAAGUCGCGAAAGCCACGGGUCCGCACCGAGUCUAGUGGGAACGAUACUCCCCUUUCUCCGCAGCAUGUCGAUGCGAGAACGAAUAAUCGGCGGUCUCGAGGCGCGAGUGAGCAUAUAUACGGGCAGAGCUCGUAUACUGGAUCUAGCGCAGAACUUGGGGUACGGGCAUGUACGAAUUUGGAUCAAGGUUUCAGCGAGGAAAGCAUACGGCGCCAACUUGGGUUUGUGGGCGGUAACCCAGCACGGACGAAUCCGUCAAUGCACAGGACAUGGGACGAAAGUGGGGUGGAUUCGUGGUGGUAUGCAUGCGGCUCUUAUGUGUCGACGAGCGGUAUAGCUCUAUCAUCCACUUCUGGCGAGCAGGAGACAUGGCAGGAUUGUGUGUAUCAAGGCGCAUUUCUGCAUGGUGAUGUUGCUGCGGCUCAGAGAGAUGCGGAAGGCAUGGUUUUUGGGACGUCAUCUUGCGGAUCUGUAGCGAAGCGGGGAGAGGGGGAGCCGCAGUGGGAUGUUAAUGCGUAUUUUGCGCCGCUAGAUACGCGUCAUAUGCAGAUGGUGAAGAGGGGAAAGGGGAGGGCAAGAGACGAGUGGGAGUGUGACUUUUGCGGACUCGAGUGUUUUUGCUGGGGUCUGACGGACGGAGUAACAGACGAAGAGGCGGUGUCCUUGUAG